Messenger RNA from Dothidotthia symphoricarpi CBS 119687, 940 nucleotides. RefSeq lists its product as uncharacterized. The coding region runs from base 137 to 718 and encodes 193 amino acids. The record is from RefSeq and is a predicted model, not a curated record. NCBI's taxonomy places the organism in Eukaryota, Fungi, Ascomycota, Dothideomycetes, Pleosporales, Dothidotthiaceae. The transcript is spliced from 2 exons. Gene Ontology annotation, molecular function: nucleic acid binding; zinc ion binding.
CCCCACGAAGAAAACCUAUCUUCAUCCUCUCACUUGCACACUGACCGAUGAGAACUGUCGCCGCUUGAUCUUUUCCAAAAUCACUUACCACUCCGUAAUUCAUCCUCAGACAUAACUCCAACUCCAUUUCUCCACAAUGCAGCCUCCCAGCCCUACCGCGUCGAGGCACAGCCGCAAAAGGUCCUCCAUCUACGGAAACAUCAAAGACAUCUUCAAGCAAACCAUUGAUGAAGAACCAUCACCCGCUUCCAACUUCUGUGUAAAUUGUGCAGAGACUGGACACUGGAGCAAUGACUGCCCAAAUUCGUGUACCGCCUGCCACACUCGAGGCCAUCAGGCAACAGACUGUCCAAGAAAGAGGGCAUGCACCGCCUGUUCUGGCUGGGGAUACAUGCGGCAAGAACCCAACGCCGAUGCAACAACAGCUGUGCGGCAGCUACAGGCGGCGAUACAGAGCGUGAGGAGGGCCUCGGUACAAUUCGAGACUAGUCCUGAAGGCGAACUUGUCCAGACAAAGGCUGUCACCAGGCGACAUGACUCUGUACAGUUGCCACCUGAUGCUGUGAAGGGUCUCCACGAUGAGUUGGAACAGAUCGCGUUGUUGGCCGACAAAGUCGCAGGCAAGGUGGAGAACCUUGACUGUUGUAAGAAACAGGAGUAUGGAACAGCAGCGUCGUCGGUGACCUGGAAGAGCGACCUUUGGAGCCAGCCCGAAUAGCUUCAGCACGUCACGAUAAUUCGCUCAAUAAGAUUAAGAGGCAUUGAUUUCAUCCGGGUCUCUGUUUGAAGGGCAUCGAGCUCGCCCUCUGUGGAUACUGUAUGGCGGGUCCUUCAUCGCGCUGGAGAAUACAAUCUGUGCUCUCUCGCAUUCUCCCCACGUCUGAACUCAUCGCAAUCAUCUCGCUAUGCGGCGUUGGAAAUUCAAUAUAAUUCAACUCAU